ACGACCGAAGUCACUAGGCGGACUUAUAAUAUGAUCGUUAUAGGCCCAAACCAUAUACAUAUCCAUGGGUUUCCAUUCCAACAUUUUCAGGUAAUGAGAUUUAUUAAAAACAAGGGCAAAAGAGGGAAUGAUGGAAACAUAAGCUUCCUAACUGUCACUUUACUCCACCGCCAAGUUAAUGUCACGUGCCCAGCACUCUCCAAUCGAAGAACAAAGCAACCUGUGCGUGUUCUGCACGCGACCAGAACAGAACGGCAUCCGGGUUUUUGUUAACGAGUGCUUUCCUUUUCCUCACUUCUCAGAAAUAGAAUCUCAGACCGAGUGUCAUUUGGUAUUUUUACCAUUUACCAUUCACAAAAAAAAUAACUUCGUGAAGAAUCAGAGCAGGUCUCCAAUGGCGGACAAGGAAGAGCAAGAACAGACAGGGCCGACGACCUCGUACGAGCUGUUCCUGAGAGUGAUUAGCAAGAGAAGAACAUGGGUCUGCCUGUUUUUGCUUGUUUACGCGACCCUUUUGUCGUCUUCGUGGAAUUCGCUCAAUUCGAUACUCAACUGGUACGGAAGCCACCGUGAUUCCUCCGGUUUUCCGGCGGUUUACGCUUCGGUGCUACUGGGGGGAGUGUUCGGAGUACUUUCGAUGGCGGCGGCUCUGUCGGUGGCGGUGCCGGCGAUCGUCGUGAUUUGGAUAUCCGUCGUCGUUUCGAUGGCAUUCGCGGGAAAAUCGAAGAGGAGGUUAGUGGUUGAGGGGAGGAAAGUGACGAGAGAGAUAGCUGGUUUUGUGUUUAGGGUUCUUAUCAAAGAAGGCAAUUUUGUGGCUCUUGUCUGUGCCGUGCUUGGCUACUUUGCCUUCUUCAACAGAUCUUCUGCUUAGCAUUUUUUGCACUUUCGAGUUCUGGUCGAUUGCAGAUCUUACGAGUAAUAUCCAACCUUUCUAUGAGAUUUUCUAUCCAUUUUUUCUUUUUAUUUAAAAAAAAAAAUUGAAUCCGGCCUUUGCCUAUGCCUCCAUCUUUUUUGGAUU
Messenger RNA from Tarenaya hassleriana, 1018 nucleotides. RefSeq lists its product as uncharacterized. The record is from RefSeq and is a predicted model, not a curated record. Lineage: Eukaryota; Viridiplantae; Streptophyta; Magnoliopsida; Brassicales; Cleomaceae. The transcript has a single exon. The coding region runs from base 179 to 871 and encodes 230 amino acids.